AAAAUUCUAUACAUAUGGCGAAACUUGUUGACGACGAAUGACACAUGCGAGAAAGAUCGUGUAUUUCUAACGGUGCGGAAAAUUGAUCGAUAACUCGAGCAUGCCACCGUGAAGCUAAUUAGAAGCGUGAUCGCUUUUAAUAUUUCUUCUGAAUCUGUCUGGAUUUUCGAAAAAAUCAUUCUGGGAAGAGAUAACUGGAACUUACACGUCUAUCGUCAUUCCUUUUAAUACACCCGGUAAGAUUGGUGGCUGUGACUUGUCGAAGAUGGUUCGACGUUAUCACGUGCAAGGCUACGAAAACUUCCUCAAGUAUGUCGAAGCCUUGAAGAAAGAGGAGCCAAUUUACAUACUUUAUACCGGCACAAAAUUAGAGAACGGCAAGAGUUGGUGUCCGGAUUGUGUUCAUGCCGAACCAUUUAUUGAGAAAGGUUUUGAGACAGCACUUGAAAAAACACAAUUAGUGAUAGUUGAGGUUGGAGACAGGCCAUUUUGGAAAGAUCAAAACUGCCCAUUCAGAACAAAUCCUGUUACCAAGUUGAAGGUUUUACCAACUCUAUCAAGAUGGGGUACUCAAAAACGUUUAGAAGGUGAUCAGUUGCUGAAACCUGAACUUAUCGACAUGUUACUCACAGACGAAGAUGAUUGAGUGUUCUUAUGUUUCCUUUGUAUAUUCGAGUAUAUACAUAUAUAAUAUAUAUUUGUAGUUUUUAUAAAUAUACACAUGUAGGAGCUAUAUAAUUCA
Molecule: messenger RNA, 742 nt
Organism: Dinoponera quadriceps
Lineage: Eukaryota; Metazoa; Arthropoda; Insecta; Hymenoptera; Formicidae
Product: thioredoxin domain-containing protein 17-like
Exons: 4
Coding region: 266-646 (126 amino acids)
Cellular component (GO): cytosol
Molecular function (GO): protein-disulfide reductase [NAD(P)H] activity
Source: RefSeq, a predicted model, not a curated record